Messenger RNA from Didymosphaeria variabile, 1107 nucleotides. RefSeq lists its product as uncharacterized. NCBI's taxonomy places the organism in Eukaryota, Fungi, Ascomycota, Dothideomycetes, Pleosporales, Didymosphaeriaceae. The transcript is spliced from 3 exons. The record is from RefSeq and is a predicted model, not a curated record. Bases 1 to 1107 code for a protein of 368 amino acids.
AUGGCUGGCGCAGUCAGACAGCCCAUAGACGUCGCGUCCCUCGAGCGCUAUAUCUCCGCCAAUGUCCCGGAAAUCGCGGUUCCGAUCGAUGUAAAGCAGUUUGGCUAUGGCCAGAGCAACCCUACAUACCAGUUGACAGAUAAAACUGGCAAGAAGUAUGUCAUGCGGAAGAAGCCGCCGGGGACACUUCUUUCGAAGACAGCGCAUAAAGUCGACCGCGAAUACCGGAUAAUUCACGCUCUAGAGAAGACCGAUGUCCCUGUACCGAAAGCUUAUGCCUUGUGCCAGGACGAGAAAGUUCUAGGAUCUGACUUCUACAUCAUGGAGUUUCUCGAUGGUCGCAUCUUUGAGGAUCCAGCGAUUCCUGAAGUUACACCGGAGGAGCGCACGAAGAUGUGGCACUCCGCAAUUACAACUCUGGCCAAAUUCCACCGCGUUGUUCCUAAAGCCGUCGGCCUCGAGAGCUAUGGGAAACCGUCCGGCUUCUACAAUCGUCAAAUCUCUACAUUCAACACAAUCUCGAAAUCACAAGCAGCAGCAAAGGAUAAAGAGACGGGGAUACCAGUCGGAAAGAUUCCGCAUCAAGAUGAUAUGGUAGCUUUCUUCAGCGACCCCAAGACGCAACCAAAAGACAGAAGUAGCUUUGUGCAUGGCGAUUACAAGAUCGACAAUGUAGUCUUCCACAAGACCGAGCCUAGAGUUAUCGGUAUUCUCGACUGGGAAAUGUCGACAAUAGGACACCCCUUGAGCGACUUGAACAACGUAUUCGCGCCAUAUCUGUGGGCCGAUAAAAAGAAAGCACUGGGCAGCCGCGCGAACGAGGCAUUUCUACCUGGCAAGACGCCAGGCCUUCCAUCAGAAGACCAGCUCGUUGCGUGGUACUCAGAAGUUGCUGGGUGGGAUCCCAGACCAGAUUUGACUUGGGGACAUGCGUUUUCGACGUACAGGUCGGCGAUCAUCAUGCAGGGCAUUGCGGCGCGGUAUGCGCUGCGUCAAGCGAGUAGUGCACAGGCUCACGAGUACGCUUUAUUGAUGAAGCCGUUUGCUGAGGCCGCGUGGGAUUUGGUGCAGGAUUAUAAGAGAUCACACGAGAAAGCAAGGCUAUAG